Oncorhynchus masou masou (cherry salmon) is the source of this 729-nucleotide messenger RNA. RefSeq names its product programmed cell death protein 10-B-like. Gene Ontology annotation, biological process: positive regulation of MAP kinase activity; regulation of Golgi organization. The record is from RefSeq and is a predicted model, not a curated record. NCBI's taxonomy places the organism in Eukaryota, Metazoa, Chordata, Actinopteri, Salmoniformes, Salmonidae. The annotation marks the transcript as partial. The transcript has 4 exons. Gene Ontology annotation, molecular function: protein kinase binding. Gene Ontology annotation, cellular component: FAR/SIP/STRIPAK complex.
GCUGAGAAGGAGAACCCAGAGCUGACUCAGGACAUCAUCAUGAAGAUCCUGGAGAAGAAAGUGGAGGUCAACUUCAUCGAGUCACUACUACGCAUGGCUGCAGGCGAUGUGGAAGAGUUCAUGAUUGACAGGCCUGAGCAGGAGUUCCGGGACUUGAAUGACAAGGCCCGGGCACUCAAACACAUCCUCAGCAAGAUCCCGGAUGAAAUCAACGACAGAGUACGCUUCUUACAGACCAUCAAAGAUAUCGCCAGCGCCAUAAAGGAACUCCUGGACACGGUCAACACUGUCUUCCGAAAAUACCAGUACCAGAACCGACGGGCACUGGAACACCAAAAGAAAGAGUUUGUGAAAUACUCCAAGAGCUUCAGCGACACACUUAAAACCUACUUCAAAGAUGGAAAGUAAGAACCUCAUCACAUCAUCCUCCAUGUUUCUGCCCUGCUGUUCUCUUCCAUGGCCCGUACAAUAUAUCACCCAUACAGGUUUAUAUCUGGCCCGUACAAUAUAUCACCCAUACAUACUGGUUUACAUCUGGCCCGUACAAUAUAUCACCCAUACUGGUUUAUAUCUGGCCCGUACAAUAUAUCACCCAUACUGGUUUAUAUCUGGCCCGUACAAUAUAUCACCCAUACUGGUUUACAUCUGGCCCGUACAAUAUAUCACCCAUACUGGUUUACAUCUGGCCCGUACAAUAUAUCACCCAUACUGGUUUACAUCUGGCCUGUA